Messenger RNA from Penaeus indicus, 1452 nucleotides. RefSeq lists its product as uncharacterized. The record is from RefSeq and is a predicted model, not a curated record. The transcript has 3 exons. Bases 1 to 1452 code for a protein of 483 amino acids. NCBI's taxonomy places the organism in Eukaryota, Metazoa, Arthropoda, Malacostraca, Decapoda, Penaeidae.
AUGAAACUCUUAGCAAUUACACUGCUCAUAACUGCAGCUUUAGCGAAGCCACAAGGAUACAGGCUGCCACCGCAAUUAGAGAAUGGAUUCUCCUCUGGUUUUACCAGUGGCCCCGAAAUACAGGGAGGAAACGAUUUUACAAGUGGUAUUGUUGGCGCAUCUUCGCAUGAAUCUUCAUCCGGUGCUGGAUAUCAUGGGGGUUCUGGAGGUCCUUCCGGUGCCUGUCGUGAGGGAGAGAUCCUACAUGUAGACGGAUCUUGCGUUGUUCCUAAAAUUACAAGAAAAAUCUAUGUGUUCAGCGCUCCUGACGAGCCUCAGCAACCAGUCGGUCCGCCACCAAGCGUGCCACCACCGAGAGUGGAAGAAAAUAUCGUGUUCGUUCGUGUUCCAGAAGCAGGACCAGCACCUGAUCCCAUCAUCCUUCCGCCACCACGCCAAGAGCAGAUCGUGUACAUCCUCAGCAAGAACGAUGGAGGAGGAGGCCAGCGAGUGAUCGAGGUCACCGCUCCUCCACCUUCUGACCCUGAAGUUUAUUUCGUCAACUACCAAGAAGGAGAAAAUCCAACUCUUCCUAUUGGUGUUGAUCUUGAGACUGCCCUCAGUGUCGUCGCCAAUGGAGGGAGUCAGACCAUCGGAGGAACAAGUGGUUUAGGGGCAGAUGGCUUUGGAGGAGAUGUUGGCUUUGGAGUAAGUGGCUUUGGGGGAGAUGCAGGAUUUGGCGGCAGUGGAGUAGGCACCUUUGGAGAUGUAGGAUUUGGCGACAGCGGAGUAAGUGGCUUUGGGGGAGAUGCAGGAUUUGGCGGCAGUGGAGUAGGCACCUUUGGAGAUGUAGGAUUUGGCGACAGCGGAGUAAGUGGCUUUGGGGGAGAUGCAGGAUUUGGCGGCAGUGGAGUAGGCACCUUUGGAGUGGCUUUGGGGGAGAUGCAGGAUUUGGCGGCAGUGGACGGAGUAAGUGGCUUUGGGGGAGAUGCAGGAUUUGGCGGCAGUGGAGUAGGCACCUUUGGAGAUGUAGGAUUUGGCGACAGCGGAGUAAGUGGCUUUGGGGGAGAUGCAGGAUUUGGCGGCAGUGGAGUAGGCACCUUUGGAGAUGUAGGAUUUGGCGACAGCGGAGUAAGUGGCUUUGGGGGAGAUGCAGGAUUUGGCGGCAGUGGAGUAGGCACCUUUGGGGGUGUAGGAUUUGGCGACAGCGGAGUAAGUGGCUUUGGAGGAGAUGCAGGAUUUGGCGGCAGUGGAGUAGGCACCUUUGGAGAUGUAGGAUUUGGCGACAGCGGAGUAAGUGGCUUUGGGGGAGAUGCAGGAUUUGGCGAAAGUGGAGCAGGUGGCUUUGGAGGAGAUUUAAGAUUUGGCGGAAGUGGAGGAGGUGGUUUUGGAGAAGGAGGAUUUGAUGGUAGUGGAAUAAGUAGUUUAGGAGGAGAUGGAGGAUUUGGCAAUAACGGAGAUGAAGGGAGAUGA